This is a messenger RNA of Aegilops tauschii subsp. strangulata, 1277 nucleotides long. Its product is annotated as 2'-deoxymugineic-acid 2'-dioxygenase-like. The record is from RefSeq and is a predicted model, not a curated record. NCBI's taxonomy places the organism in Eukaryota, Viridiplantae, Streptophyta, Magnoliopsida, Poales, Poaceae.
CAGUGGAGUGCGACGUUGCUUCCGGUUCCACUUCCAAACCCCAGGCGCAUGCAGCUCAUCUAUUUAUGGCCAUGGAAAUCGCAGGUGCAGCUCAACUCAGCUAGCUCGGACCGGCCGAGUCGGAGCUCGUGACGGUUUGUGGCGAUGGAGAAGCUGCUGUCCUCGGCGGUGGCGUCUCACGAUCACGAGACGGUCCCGGGGCGGUUCCCGUUCCUCCUACCGCCGGCGCCACCCGUGCCCGUGUCGCUGCCCGUCAUCGACCUCUCGGGCGGCCGCGACGAGGUCCGCCGGGCCGUGCUCCGCGCCGGCAAGGAGUUCGGCUUCUUCCAGGUGGUCAACCACGGGGUGCCGGAGCGGACCAUGCGUGAACUGGGGACGGCGUGCGGCGAGUUCUUCCGCCUUCCCGCGGCGGACAAGGCGGCCUUGUACUCGGAGUCGGAGGACACGGAGCGAACCAACCGGCUCUUCUCCAGUACCAUGUGCGUGUCCGGCGGCCAGACCUACUGGCGCCACUGUCUCCGCCUCGCCUGCCACCCCGUGGAGAGCACCAAGCCCGGCUGGCCCGAGAAGCCGGCCGCUUUCCGGCCCGCCCUCGAGGACUUCAUCGUCCCGGCCCGCAGCGUCGGCAUGGAGCUCCUCCGCCUCCUCUGCGAGGGGAUCGGGCUCCCGCCGGACUACUUCGAGGGCGACCUGAGCGGCGGCGAGGUGAUCCUCAACGCCAACCACUACCCGGCGUGCCCCGACCCGGGCGUCACCCUCGGCCUGCCGCCGCACUGCGACAGGAACCUCAUCACCGUGCUGCUCCAGCCCGGGUACGUGUGCGGCCUCCAGGUGUCGUACAACGGCGGGUGGAUCGACGUCGAGCCCAUCCCGGAGGCGCUCGUCAUCAACUGCGGCCAGCAGCUGGAGAUCGCCACCAACGGGCUGCUCCGGAGCGUGGAGCACCGGGCCGUGGCCAACGUCGCCGUGGGGAGGACGUCGGUGGCGGCCUUCAUCAUGCCAACCAUGGACUGCGUGGUGGGGCCCGCCAAGGAGCUCGUCGGAGAGGGCAGCCCGGCGAGGUACGGGAGCGUCGCGUUCCGCGACUUCAUGCGCAGCUACAAGCUCUGAGAUCCAUCGAGGGGAGGAGAGGAGAUGGGUACAGAUGGUGAUUGGGAUUGACUGAAUCGAUAUAAACGUGCUAUUAGCCUGUUACUUGUUUGAUUAACUACUGCUCCCUCCUUCCCAUAAUGUAAGACAGAGGGAGUGUAUUUGCAAAUUCAUCGCACAUUUAUAUG